AUGGCCCAUAAAGAGAACUAUCGAGCGUACCGUUCAAACAAAAGCACAAAAGGUCAACGACCUUCGACAAUCGAAUGCAAAGAAGUGGAAGAAGUGGUGGACGACGAACAGCAGAAACGGGAACGCCGUCCCACUCGUCGUGUUCACCGGAUGCGCUUGGGUGAAGAUCCAGGAAUCCUAUCAUCGGCAACAUCGACAACGUCAUAUGGUGGCAUAGUAAAUGAGUUGUUCGAUGGAAACGUUAUCUCCACUCAGCCAACAACCAGCAAUGGAAAUCCAAUAGCAAGUGGAGAAAAGCAGAAGGGAUUUGACGAUAAGCCACUUAUUUUUGGUGAGUUUGAGCCGCUUCUAUCUUCUCUUCUUUACCUUUCUUCUGCUAUCCCUUAUCAGUUGGAAAGAUAA
Cylicocyclus nassatus is the source of this 402-nucleotide messenger RNA. The record is from the annotation of a GenBank genome assembly. NCBI's taxonomy places the organism in Eukaryota, Metazoa, Nematoda, Chromadorea, Rhabditida, Strongylidae.